AAAGCUUACUCCAUAGUCAGAACAUUUUAAUCUGAAUCUUACUUUCAGAGUGUUCUUCUUUUUUGUUUUACCUUUGGGUGUUUCUUACAAUGUCUUUUGGUAUCUUGUCAUUGCUUUAAGUUGUGUAGCGGAGCUUCUUGUUUUUUUUUACUAUUUCUGGGUAUCCUGUGGAGAUUUUCUUCUUCUUUUUUUUUUCCUUGAAAACUUUUCUGGUAAUGGACUAAAAGCCAAAAGGUGUUUAAUGAAAAGCUAAAGACAUGGCAGAUAAGAAAGAAGAAGUGUUGAUUAAUGUUUCCAACGAAGAAACUCCCAAAGUGUCGAAAGAAUCGGAGGUAUUAACCCCUAAACACACUGCAAAUAAACCACCAAAAGUCCCAAAUGCAGGUAAUGAGUCUCACCUUACUCGAAGAAGAUCAUUUACAAAACCCAAAUCAAGAUUUGGGGAACAAUCUUAUCUCAUUGAAUCUGAUCAAAUGGAAGAGACUAACUUAGCUACUCAAGAACAACUUGGUUCGCCAUAUAGACAUUCCUUCAAUAAGGCCUCCCCUAAUAUUAGGACAGAUUCUAGUGUGUCAAAAACAUUUUCAAUGACCUCUAAUGGAGAAAAAGAAUAUGAAGAGAUCAUUAAGAAAGUUAAACUACAUAAAGAGAAGCUUAAAGGAGUGAAACCCAAGGUUGUGUUUGAGGUAGUUGUGUUUUUGAUCCUAUUGGGAUGCUUAAUAGCUAGUUUAGCUUUAGAUAAACUGCAAAAGACACAAAUUUGGGGUUUGCAUAUUUGGAAAUGGUGUGUGCUUGUUAUGGUUAUAUUUUGUGGUAUGUUGGUUACUAAUUGGUUCAUGCAUUUGGUUGUUUUCUUGAUUGAGAUCAACUUUUUGUUAAGGAAGAAAGUGUUGUAUUUUGUUCAUGGUUUGAAGAAGAGUGUUCAAGUGUUUAUUUGGUUGAGUUUAGUUCUUCUUACUUGGACUCUAUUGUUUCUUGGCAUUGAGAGAUCGAAGACUGCCACGAAAAUCCUCGAUAAAGUAACAUGGACAUUAGUUAGUGUUCUUAUCGGAUCAUUUUUGUGGUUGUUGAAGACUUUGUUGUUAAAGCUAUUAGCUUCCAAUUUCCAUAUGAACAAGUUCUUUGACAGAAUACAAGAAUCAGUGUUCCAUCAUUACAUACUUAAGACCCUUUCCGGAACUCCGUUUAUGGAGAUCGAUGGGUUUCAAAGAUCACCUACGCAUUUGACUGUUAGCAAAAACAAGAAAGGUAAAGAAGCAAAAGCGAAAAAUGUGAUCGACAUGGGAAAAGUCCAUCAAUUGAAACGAGAAAAGGUUUCAUCUUGGCACAUGAAGGUGUUGGUAGAUGCUAUCACGAAUUCAGGGCUUUCAACGAUCUCCAACACGUUAGACGAAAGUGUUUACAAAGAAAGUGGUGAACAAGCAGAUAAAGAGAUCACUAAUGAGGAGGAGGCACAGUAUGUUGCUCAUCAAAUUUUCUCGAACGUGGUCUGUCAUGAGAGUAAUCAAAAUUGCCAUUACAUCGAUGAAGAUGAUCUCUUAAGGUUCAUGAUCAAGGAGGAGGUGGAACUCGUGUUUCCAUUGUUUGAAGGAUCAAGCACUGGAAAAAUUGACAGAAAAAGUUUCACUAACUGGGUGAUAAAAGUUUACCAGGACCGGAAAACGCUAGCACAUGCUUUGAGCGACACCAAAACAGCCGUAAAGCAAUUGAACAAACUUGUAACCGUUGUCUUGAUUAUCGUUACCGUUGUCAUAUGGUUACUUUUGAUGGAAAUUGCAACCACAAAAGUGCUUUUGCUCCUUUCUUCACAGCUUGUAGUUGCAGCCUUUAUGUUUGGAAACACCUGCAAGACUAUUUUCGAAGCUAUUAUAUUCGUAUUCGUGAUGCAUCCGUUUGAUGUAGGUGAUCGUUGUGUAGUUGAUGGUGUUCAGUUGCUGGUUGAGGAAAUGAAUAUUUUAACGACCGUCUUCUUGAAGCUCGAUAAUGAAAAGGUGUACUACCCGAAUUCAGUUUUGGCUACAAAGCCAAUCAGCAACUACUACCGAAGUCCAGAUAUGGGUGAUACUAUAGAGUUCUCCAUUGAUUUUAUGACCCCUGCAAAGACAAUAGGCAGGCUGAAAGAAGAAAUAAAGAAGCAUUUGGAGGCCAAUACCCUAUGGCAUCCUGGCCACCUAGUGGUGGUGAAGGAGAUCGAGAACGUUAAUAAAUUAAAGAUGGCUCUCUUUUGUACACACACAAUGAACUUUCAGGACUUCAGAGAAAAGAACAGGCGUAGAACCGAGCUGGUUCUCGCGUUGAAGAGAAUUUUCGAGGAGCUGGGUAUAAGAUACAAUCUACUCCCCCAACAUGUGAAUUUCAACCAAGUCAACCAAGACAGGCCCGGCACAACGUAUGCAAUCAACUAAUCAGUUUUGCUUGUUGCUCAAGAAUCUUCUAUAGGAUAGGUAGGCAUGCCCAUUUUAUUGCCCUCUUAACAUGGGUGAGCUGAAAUGCAGUUGGUAGCUAGAAGUAUACAUCUAUGGAAUGGAAGAGUUAAGACCAAUGCUAUGUAGGGUUUUUGUUUCGCUUCAAGUAUUGAGUAGGAUGAAUGAAUGCUUUUUAACUUUUGACAAGUUUUGCUUUGAUUUAGAGUGGAAAGUUUCUAGCAA
Gossypium raimondii (Peruvian cotton) is the source of this 2648-nucleotide messenger RNA. RefSeq names its product mechanosensitive ion channel protein 10. NCBI's taxonomy places the organism in Eukaryota, Viridiplantae, Streptophyta, Magnoliopsida, Malvales, Malvaceae. Gene Ontology annotation, molecular function: mechanosensitive monoatomic ion channel activity. Gene Ontology annotation, biological process: transmembrane transport; monoatomic anion transport; detection of mechanical stimulus. Gene Ontology annotation, cellular component: plasma membrane. The transcript has 6 exons. The record is from RefSeq and is a predicted model, not a curated record. Bases 258 to 2405 code for a protein of 715 amino acids.